AUGACAACGCAACAUCCUGAUAUUACUUUUUACACUUUUGGAACUCCUAAUGGGCAAAAAGUCAGUAUCACUUUAGAAGAAUUAGGAAUCCCUUAUAAAACUUAUCCGGUUGCAUUAAACAAAAAUGAGCAAAAGGAACCAUGGUUUUUGAAAAUAAACCCGAAUGGAAGAAUUCCCGCAAUUGUCGAUCACUCUCGCAACGACUUUAAAGUAUUCGAGACCGGUGCAAUAAUGCGAUACUUGUGUGAGCAUUAUGAUAAAGAAGGAAAAUUUCUUCCAAAAGAUGCGGACUUACGAUGCGAAGUUGAUCAAUGGGUAAUCGAAACUCGAUUAGAGGGUAGACAAUACCUUGUCGGUGACUCAUUGACAAUAGCCGACAUCGCAAACUUUACGUGGAUUGCCCAUCACGCGCUGAUUGGCAUCACAUUAGACGAAUAUCCAAAUAUCGCCGCUUGGCUAGACCGCAUGUACGCAAGAGAGGCCGUAAAACGUGGUCUGGAGGUACCAGAAAAAAGCAAGUAUCUUGAAGAGGGAAGAGAUCCUAAGAAGGCGGAAGAGAUAGCGACGGAAGUUCGAAAAUGGAUUGAGAAAGCUGAGACUAAGAUUUAG
This is a messenger RNA of Ambispora gerdemannii, 609 nucleotides long. The record is from the annotation of a GenBank genome assembly. NCBI's taxonomy places the organism in Eukaryota, Fungi, Glomeromycota, Glomeromycetes, Archaeosporales, Ambisporaceae.